Messenger RNA from Sitodiplosis mosellana (orange wheat blossom midge), 881 nucleotides. RefSeq names its product protein numb-like. Lineage: Eukaryota; Metazoa; Arthropoda; Insecta; Diptera; Cecidomyiidae. The coding region runs from base 105 to 881 and encodes 258 amino acids. The record is from RefSeq and is a predicted model, not a curated record. The transcript has 4 exons.
UCUUUAGUACGAAAAAUUAUUCUAUGUCAUCCGUUUUUAACCAAUUUUACGAAAUGUUUCUCUUGUUUCAGACAUAAAGACAAAAAUACGUAAAAUCAUCAAAAAUGGGCAAUACAUCAUCACAUUCACGUGAGCCAUUUCAACGUGGUUUCAUAAGAGAUAUUAAGGAUAAGAGAUUUUCAUCAUUUCGACUGAAAGAUGGUUCGAAGAAAAAAAUGGAACAAAUUAGACGUUCGUUUCGUGAUUCGUUUCGACGUCGAAAACCAGUGCCUGAUUCAUCGAAUCCAUUGAAGUGGCCAACAGAUGAACAAGCGAUAAGGUCAUCGAUUUGUUCAUUCCCGGUGAAAUAUUUGGGUUGUAUUGAAGUAUUCGAACGAGCCGGUGUUGAUAUUUGCGAAGAGGCGAUGUCGAUGCUUAAGCGCUCUCAACGUCGACCGAUGCGUGGCUUUUUGCACAUCAGUGGAAAUGGGUUGCGUAUCGUUGACAAAGAUACAAAAGCGUUGAUCGCUGAUCAUUGUAUCGAAAAAGUGAGUUUCUGCUCGGUGGAUCUUGAGAAUGAACGAGGCAUUAGCUACAUCUAUCGUGAUGGGACGACAUGUCGUUGGAUGUGUCAUGGGUUUUUGGCUACAAAAGAUUCGGGCGAACGUUUAGCUCAAGCGAUUGGCAUUGCAUUUUCCAUCUAUAUGAAACAAAUUGAGGAUCAUCAAGUCGAAAUUCAGAGACUCAGUUCAUUCCGUCAAUCGAAACGGUUGCAUAAUGAGCGUGGUGUUGAUGUUGGCAACAGAGCACCGGCUGCUAUUGUUUCGCCGCAACCGAAACCACAUAAUCCACAUGCAAUUGAAAGACCCCAUGCAACACCAACGAUGAUCGAACGGUGCUAA